Camelina sativa (false flax) is the source of this 540-nucleotide messenger RNA. Lineage: Eukaryota; Viridiplantae; Streptophyta; Magnoliopsida; Brassicales; Brassicaceae. The record is from RefSeq and is a predicted model, not a curated record.
AAUACAUUAAAACCCUUGCUUCAAUCUCCGAUCGUUGCUUAAACCGUGACCUUCGCCGGCGAUCAAGAGCUCACUUUAGGAGGAAAAAUGAAUGUCAAACAAGUUCCAAACGUUCCUGGAUCCCCUGCACUCUCUGCCUUGCUUAAGGUCGGUGUUAUUGGUGGGCUUGGACUCUAUUGCAUUGCUAACAGCAUGUAUAACGUCGAAGGAGGACACCGUGCCAUCGUGUUUAACCGGUUAACCGGUAUCAAAGAUAAGGUUUAUCCAGAGGGCACACAUUUUAUGAUACCAUGGUUUGAAAGACCAAUUAUCUAUGAUGUUCGUGCACGUCCUUACCUUGCGGAUAGCCAAACUGGAAGUAAUGAUCUUCAAACGGUUUCAGUUGGUCUUAGGGUUCUUACACGUCCUAUGGGAGACCGCUUGCCCGAGAUUUACAGAACACUUGGUGUGAAUUACGGAGAGCGAGUUCUCCCUUCCAUCAUCAAUGAAACACNCAAGAAGCAUUUUAGUAAUCAAUCAGUAAAUCUGAUUAAAUUUUAA